Symbiodinium natans is the source of this 972-nucleotide messenger RNA. The record is from the annotation of a GenBank genome assembly. Lineage: Eukaryota; Dinophyceae; Suessiales; Symbiodiniaceae.
AUGGCUUGGCUUCUUUGCCAGCCUGGUGCAGAGUCCAUCCUCGAAGCCCGAAAUGGCCGGGGGGAGUCGCCGCUGUGCCUGGCCACGCGCCUUUGCCGUGGCUGCGUGGCGAUGCGCCUCGUAGAGGCCCUUGCAGAUCCGGGAGCCUGUGACAACGAAGGCGAGUCCGCUGAAGCGAUGGACUUGGAUGGGCUCCUGCGGGAAGCAGAGCGGGAUGAGCUGUGCCGCCAGGCGGCGAAGGAGGAUCGUCUCCUUGCCGCAGUGGCCGAGGCACGUCGCAAGCGAGAGGAGCUAGACUGGCGGCGCAGGCUUUUCGAGACCAUGGGCCAGGAAGAUGAUGACUUCUGCCGCUUCGAGUCCCACCAGGACUUGGAAAGCACCGACACCGGUCGGCCAGAUAGCUGGAUGGACGACAUUGCCGCCCAGGCGGAGGCCCGUGCAGCCGGCAGCGUCAGCAUGUCCCAGAUCCUGGCGGAAGCUGCCGCAGCCGCCCAGCCCGCCGCCGAGCCAAAGGCAGACUUUGACCCUGGGCCGCCUCCCUCAGGAAAGCGGCCGGGAGCGGCGAAGCCGGAGGCUGCUGAAAGCUCACAGCCUGCAGCGCCUGAAGAUCCUGAGGCAGCUGCUGAAGCAAGGCUGGAGGCUCGACGCAGAGACGAGGCCAAGUGGAAGAAGCUGGAGGCGAAGGUUGACGAGGCGGGCCAGAGUGAAACUCCACUCCGCCUUUGGGAGGCGGAGCUUCCUUGGCCGUCGGGUACGGCCGAAAACCCGCUCCAUGUCGAUGCUUCCGGACAUCCGAAGGUGGUUCGAUCGCAACUCCGGGCUGGCCUCCUAAGGUGGCACCCUGACAAGUUUGAGCAGCGUUUCGGGAGGUUUCUUCCUGUGGACGACAAGGCUCGGUCCUCGAUUCUUGGCCGUGUCAAGGCACUGGCGCAGCAGUUGACACGUCUUAUGGCAGCGCUGCCAGAUAGCUGA